This is a messenger RNA of Cuscuta epithymum, 1693 nucleotides long. The record is from the annotation of a GenBank genome assembly. NCBI's taxonomy places the organism in Eukaryota, Viridiplantae, Streptophyta, Magnoliopsida, Solanales, Convolvulaceae.
ACACUACCAAUUUUUUACUUUUCUCGGCUUUCGUGUCAAAAGUGCUUUUCCCCUUUUUAUACACCAAAAGCACUUAUUUUACCAAACACAACCAACUUUUACUUUUCAAAAUCACUUUUUUCUCAAACACUAUCAACUUUUACAACUAAUCACUUUUUCAUUUCAUCUCCAAAAGUGCUUUUUUUUAAGCAGAAGCUGUUGCAAACACUCCCUUAGUACAGUAGGGUCCCACACCCAUAUCCAUAUGAGAUUAUGAACGAUUAAACGGAGCAGGUGAGCGGUUAACAUCCGUAAAGAAAUUAUCAACGUGAAUCACGACGGGUCAGGAGUGGGUAUGAAAACCCCAAUCAAACUAUGAAAGGUAUGGUCAAGUGUACCACACUCUCCAGCCCCGCGUCACACGAACUUUGCUGCAUGCAUUUCUAGAUCCAACGAAGGCAUUUCCUCCCUCAGCAUUAUGGUGCAGUACAAGGGCUAAAUGCCCUUGGACCUAGUGUGGUUCAACUGCUUUUGCUGCCUAAUCUUGAGCCUUAUAUAAAACUGCUGGAGCCAUAAAUGCAACUAGAAAAGCAAAAGAAUGAGAUGAAGAGGCAUGAAGCUUGGCUAGUAUAUGGUGCUCUGGCUGUAUGUUUUGAUGUUUAUUAAGUCUUUUGCUUGUAUUUUCCUGUUUAUUAUGUCUGUGAGCAUGGUUCCCCUUGAAGUAAACAUAUCGAAUUAUGGCUUUAAUGGCAUUUUCAUUAGUGUGCAACAGGCUUAUGUAUCUAUGGUCGGCUUAAGAUACUUCACACUUUACUGCCCUCACACGCACAUUCUGUUUGAAAGAGCACAACGAAAAUCGCCAUGGCUUCAAUGUCAAGUAAACGUAAAAUGAGUAUGACGGACAACAUGAUGCUGCAACAAUCACCACUCAAGAAGGUGGCUGAUGGAGGAGCACUAUCCGCCACCACUGAUACCCCCACCAGUUUCCCAUCUAGUUUACCGAGUGAGAACUUGCCAAGAAUUGUCAAUGGUAGAAGGGAUACGGCUACUGCUGGUAGUCAAGCAGCCUUAAAAGCGGCAACACUUGCCCCUUCUGUUAAGGCCAACUUGAAGGGCAACACAGACAUUGCACGCUUGAUGCCUUUUCUAUUUGAAUAUUUUGGUGACAGUGUGUCAUCCUUCACCCCUGCACCUGAAUUGUCUAUCUUCUUGUGAUCAGGGGAGGUCCUUGUAAGAGAUUAUUACCAUCAUUAUAAAUCAAUUGCUUAAUAUAAUUAUUCGUCGAAUGCUUUUUUUUUGUUUUAGGUCCUAUAGAAUUAGUGUAUUUUCUUACAAUUUAUGUGUUACGGAGUAUAUUUUAUCCUUGUUGUGAUUUCUUUUAAGCCCUUAUUUGUCAACUUUCUGCAACUCUCCAGGGACUAUUAGGGAAAAUGUGGAGUCCCACUCUCAAUAUUUGUUUAUACGGCUUUAUGGUAAUGGAGUCAUGGAGAUGCAUUUCGAAAAAUGUAUGAGUGAUGUUUCUGUACUUAGAAGAAGAUUGACAUUUGACAGGGACAGAGGCUAACUGGAUUUGUAUAUAAAAAAUAAAUUCGAGUUCAGAGGAUAAAAAGUAAAUCCUCAUGGACUAAAAACAAGACGUGCAAUACUUGCAUAGGUGGAAAAAACAUGUCAACCCAAAUUUUCAGUUAUUACAUAACAUUUUUCUAUAAAAUUA